GGGGCGGCAGACUUCCCCGGGGGGUGGGACAAGAUAGAGAGGAGGGUGGUCGCACGGGACCUGCAGGGGCGGUGACAAGGCUGGGCUGAAUGGAAUGGGGUCGCAGGGGAGGAGGACGAGGCUGGGGAUUUUCCCAGUCCCUCCGCGCCCUCUCUCUGCUCACAGAGACUUGGAAGAGGCCGAAAAAAGGAGUAACUUUCUCAACCCACCCCUCAUCCCUGCCUCCAUCCCGCAGAACUCUCGCUUCCUGGGCUGGGCCGGGCCGGCCGCCCCGCCCCGCACGUGCCCAGGCACCCGCUGAAACGUGGGGGCGGGGGCCGGCCGGAGCCUCCCGGAGCCAAACUUCGCCGCGGCCCCAGAGCCCGGCGCGGGAGCCUGGGGGCGCGGCGGCCGAGAACCCCGGUUCUCCGGAGCCUCCCACCCCGCCUCCCUCGGCGAGGAGGGCGCGGAGACUCCGCUGAGGGCGGAGGAGGAGGCUGGGAGGCGGGGAGGGUGGGGGGGGAAGAGGCAAACCCUGCCCACUCGGCUCGGAGCCCGGAACGGCCGCGCAAGUCUGAGGCCGGCGCGCAGGGCGAGAGGGCACCGGGGGCGGGGGGCGCCGCUCCGCGCCUCGACCCUGCUCUUUUCCCCCUCCCCCCAGCCAGGAGAGCCGAGGCUUCUCGGGCUUUGGAGACGGCGGACGAACCAACCGCGACUGCCGGCCGCCCCGGGUCAAGGACUUGCCCCACCCGUGCCCCCCCACCACCAGGCGCUCCCAACUCACUGGUGAGCGCGGGGACCCGGGCGCUGGAUGCGGGGGCGGCCGCGAUGGCCCCGCGCGCGGGACAGCCGGGGCUCCAGCGACCGAUGCUGCCGGGGCUGCUGCUCGUGGCGGCGGCGCUGAGCCGGCCCGCCGCGCCCUGCCCCUUCCAGUGCUACUGCUUCGGCGGCCCCAAGCUGCUGUUGCGCUGCGCGUCGGGCGCCGAGCUCCGGCAGCCGCCGCGGGACGUGCCACCCGACGCGCGCAACCUCACCAUCGUGGGCGCCAACCUGACGGUGCUGCGCGCCGCCGCCUUCGCCGGCGGGGAUGGGGACGGGGACGCGGCCGCGGACGGGGAGGAGGCGGCGGCGGCGGUGGGCGUGCGCCUUCCGCUGCUGACCGCGCUACGCCUCACGCACAACAACAUCCAGGUGGUGGAGGACGGCGCCUUCGACGGGCUGCCCAGCCUGGCGGCGCUGGACCUCAGCCACAACCCGCUGCGCGUGCUGGGCGGCGGCGCCUUCCGCGGGCUGCCCGCGCUGCGCUCGCUGCAGCUCAACCACGCGCUGGCGCGGGGCGGCCCUGGGCUGCUGGACACGCUGGACGCCGCGCUCACCCCGCUGGCCGAGCUGCGCCUGCUGGGCCUGGCGGGCAACGCGCUAAGCCGCCUGCCGCCCGUCGCGCUGCGCCUGCCGCGCCUCGAGCAGUUGGACGCGCGCCUCAACGCGCUGGCCGGCCUGGGCCCCGACGAGCUGCGCGCGCUCGAACGCGACACGGGCCAGCCCGGGCCGCGCCUGCUGCUCGCCGACAACCCCCUGCGCUGCGGCUGCGCCGUGCGCCCCCUGCUGGCCUGGCUGCGCAAUGCCACGGAACGCGCGCCCGACGCGCGGCGCCUUCGCUGCGCCGGCCCGCGGGCACUGCACGACCGGCCUCUGCUGGACCUGGAUGAGGCACGGCUGCGCUGCGGCCGCGGCGACCCCGACGGGCGCGGGGAAGAGGAGGAAGCGGCUGGCCCGGAGCUGGAGGCCUCCUACGUGUUCUUCGGGCUGGUGCUGGCGCUCAUUGGCCUCAUCUUCCUCAUGGUGCUCUACCUAAACCGUCGCGGCAUCCAGCGCUGGAUGCGCAACCUGCGCGAGGCGUGCCGGGACCAGAUGGAGGGCUACCACUACCGCUACGAGCAGGACGCCGACCCGCGCCGCGCGCCCGCCGCGCCCACAGCCUCGCGCGCCGCCUCCCCCGCCUCCGGCCUCUGAGCGCCUCCACCUGGAGCCUGCCCCGGCCCGCCUGGGCCCAGAUGGCAGGCUCCCUGCUGGGGAGCGCUCCGAGCUGCACCCCUCGUCCUGUUCUCCGUGCGCUUCCACGGUCAGAGACCCGGAGACGCCCCUUCGAACUGCAGAAACCCCGCCUGCCCGCCCACCGCAGGUUCUGAAACAGAGACCGAGAAAGCCCGGGUCCCUGCCGGGGGGGGGGGG
Molecule: messenger RNA, 2211 nt
Organism: Oryctolagus cuniculus (rabbit)
Lineage: Eukaryota; Metazoa; Chordata; Mammalia; Lagomorpha; Leporidae
Gene: TPBGL
Product: trophoblast glycoprotein like
Biological process (GO): negative regulation of canonical Wnt signaling pathway
Cellular component (GO): plasma membrane
Molecular function (GO): protein binding
Source: RefSeq, a predicted model, not a curated record